Molecule: messenger RNA, 642 nt
Organism: Zychaea mexicana
Lineage: Eukaryota; Fungi; Mucoromycota; Mucoromycetes; Mucorales; Lichtheimiaceae
Exons: 2
Coding region: 270-560 (96 amino acids)
Source: RefSeq, a predicted model, not a curated record
CAAUCAUUCAUCAGCUACAAUUUUUGCAAUGCUAAACGUCAAAUUGCUACCUAUUUGGUAAAUUUAUGCAUUGAUACAUGGGACGCUGCUACUGGUCUUAAAAUUUUGAAACGAUGACACUCCUUUGACUUUGUUGACGAGAUGCUAAGUCAUGCAGCUUACGAAUUGAUGACGAAUUAAAUGUUUAUACGUCUAAACUUGGGUUUAUAAAAGGUAUAUAAACUGACAUCCGUUGAUCAACGGAAAAAGCAUAUUCAGAUCAAGUCAAAAUGUCUAGCACUCAGAACAACAACCCCGGUAACUUUGCCAACCGUUCCAAGGAAGAAGUCCAGAACAUCGCGUCCAAGGGAGGACAAAGUAGCCACAGUGGUGGCUUUGCGUCCAUGGAUUCCCAGAAGCAGCAUGAUAUUGCUUCCAAGGGUGGUCAAGCCUCAUCCGGAUCCUUUGAACCUGGUAGCGAGCGCGCCAGAGCAGCUGGACGUAAGGGUGGCCGUGCUACUGGUAACACCAACCAAACUAACUAUGAGGAGGAUGAAGACUACAUCGACCAAGAUCAGUAAUAGUUUAGCUAAUACUGUCGUCAAUCCUGGCUCUGAAUUGCUGAGCACUUGUAAAUAAAAAAAAUGCGUGUUUGUACAAAAC